AUGCUACAGAUAAACUUGUACAAAAGUAUGGACUUGAAUAAUUUAUUUAACCCCAAAAGAUAUAAUCUUCAGUGCGUUUGGAGGAUAGCAUGGAAGUCCUUGCAAGGCGCAACUGAAAAUAAUACAUGUGAACAGCUGAUUUUUGAGUCAAAGGUCUUUGUUUAUGAAAGUGUUUAUGAAAAAGGUGCACAAGGUAAAAAGGUUCAAAUCAAGAUGCCGUCGCUUCUAGAAGCUCUGGAGCGCAAAUACGGCGCGAAGGGUGAAGUAAACCCUCCCAUUGAUGACAUGCCGGUGGCCAUAUUCGUUCCUAAACGUUCCCCGAGACUCAGCGUGCCUACCCUAUUGGUGCUCAAUGACUGCGACAUCGACUGUGCAGGUGACGCCUGUGCCCUCGCCGAUAAAUGCGCAGAUGUUGUCGAACUCGACCUAGCUAAUAAUAAACUAACGGAAUGGGAACAUGUUUUCGCAAUACUGGAGCAGACGCCGAGAGUAAGGUUUUUAAACUUAAGCUUCAAUCGCUUAUCAGCCCAAAUUCAAGCAGCACAAGCAUUACAACCACGAUGGGACAGUCUGAGCCAUCUUAUUCUGAAUUCUACUUAUGUCAGAUGGCCAAGUGUCCAUGACUUACUCAAAGCUCUACCAGCUCUAGAGGAGUUGCAUUUGAGCCUUAACGAGUACACUUACGUUGACCUAACUGGGCAAGAGAUCGACAAGAAUGACCAGUGUGGUUCGUGUUCUCGGCUGAAUGUCGACGUGACUGAACCUGUACAUGAGCAGCUAAAGAAACUUCAUUUCUCCGGCAACCAUGUCAGCAGUUGGCGAGAGAUCUCUAAACUUGGCUACGCCUUCCCGAAUUUGGAAACGCUAUUGGUCAAUGACUGUCCUAUAACUACUUUGGAGCCAGAUCCGUGUGAAAAAUGUGGCGAUAAUAAUGGAAAUAAAAAGAGCCACGAUGCCUUUCCACACCUGCGGUUCCUGAAUCUGAACAAUACGGGCUUAGCGACGUGGGAUGAAGUGGAUCGACUGGCACAGUUCCCCGCGCUUAAGAGCUUGCGAGUGCAGGGCUGGCCGUUAUGGGAGCGGUUCGAAUCGACGGAACACGAGCGACGGCUAUUGCUGGUGGCACGAUUGCCGCAUAUAAAAACCUUGAACGGCGGAGGAGCCGUGCCGAUAGAAGAGAGAGAUGCAGCUGAACGGGCUUUUAUCCGAUAUUAUAUGGAGAAGGCUGAGGCUGAUCGGCCUGAUAGGUACUGGGAACUAGUAGGAGUGCAUGGUAAACUGGACCCUUUGGUGUCAGUAGAUCUUCGGCCAGAGAAACGCGUGCAGAUCACGUUCACCUGCGGAGAUGUCAGCGAAGUGCGUACCGUUGACGUGUAUAGAACCGUAUCAGACUUAAAAACAAGGUUGGAACGAUUGGCCGGUUUCCCCGCUUCCAAGAUGAGACUGUUCUAUGUGGACCAGGAGCUUAGGGAUACUCAGCCUUUCCAGGGCCCUGAGGAGAUGAGGUUUCCUACAAAGCGGCUGUACUCCUACAAUAUCCGAUCAGGAGAUGAGAUCAUUAUCGACUCAAAGCUGAGACACUCCGUCUCGGCCAAUGCCACCGCGUGA
This is a messenger RNA of Arctia plantaginis, 1608 nucleotides long. The record is from the annotation of a GenBank genome assembly. Lineage: Eukaryota; Metazoa; Arthropoda; Insecta; Lepidoptera; Erebidae.